AUGUCCUCCCCGCCCCUCAGCGUGUCCUCCCUCCUCCACUCCCUCCAUCCCAUCAGAAAGCCAAAGCUCAGGUACAGGACAACUUUCCUCGCUCUCUUUGGCCUCAUCGUCCUCUCCACAUACAUCCUCUUCGUCGCAAAGCCUUCUCUAGACCUCGCACCCAUCACCCUCCGCAAUGACCCAACCCACCACGAGCCUCCUCACGCCGUACUCCCUCACGACCCCGUCUCACGUACUCCCUCCUCGCGUGUUUUCCGUUUUCCUCCAUCACAGAACCACAAGUCAAAUACAAGACCACAGGUUGAGCUCAGUCCUGCCCAGGAGCUUGCUGCCGUCUCCAGCUUUCUUGCAAGCCUGCCACAGAACAUGAUCCCUCGUUCGGUUGACCCGACCAAGCCAAUAGACCCACAGGUCGUUCUUGACUUUGACACGCGUAGUACACGAGCCGCUGAGGAGGUACACCAGAUCGAGGAAGAGGUCUGGGCACGCCAUCCUGUCGUCCUAUUCACAAAGUUGCACUCUGCUGCCUCUCGUGAAGUACGCUUCAUACUUGCUAAUAUGAUGUUACGCCCCAUGCCAACGGUAUUUGACGUCGACCAAAGAGAGGACGCAGAGGUUUUGACGCCCCUACUUCACCGCCUCACUUCGUCCACAGAACUACCCAUUCUAUUAGUAGGCGGCAAGCCAGUGGGCUCAAUGUCUGAAAUCCGCUCACUACACGAAUCAGGCGAACUAAAGAAAAUGAUUUCCGACGCAGGAGCAGUCAUCGACGGUGCCAAGAAGAAGAAGGGAAGAAAAUAG
This is a messenger RNA of Serpula lacrymans var. lacrymans S7.9, 801 nucleotides long. RefSeq lists its product as uncharacterized. Gene Ontology annotation, biological process: cellular response to oxidative stress. Gene Ontology annotation, molecular function: glutathione disulfide oxidoreductase activity. The coding region runs from base 1 to 801 and encodes 266 amino acids. The record is from RefSeq and is a predicted model, not a curated record. Gene Ontology annotation, cellular component: cis-Golgi network; fungal-type vacuole; Golgi lumen. NCBI's taxonomy places the organism in Eukaryota, Fungi, Basidiomycota, Agaricomycetes, Boletales, Serpulaceae. The transcript is spliced from 3 exons.